Messenger RNA from Leishmania braziliensis MHOM/BR/75/M2904, 993 nucleotides. RefSeq lists its product as hypothetical. Bases 1 to 993 code for a protein of 330 amino acids. Lineage: Eukaryota; Euglenozoa; Kinetoplastea; Trypanosomatida; Trypanosomatidae. The transcript has a single exon. The record is from RefSeq and is a predicted model, not a curated record.
AUGCAGAUGCAAGGCAAUGUCCAUCCUCAGCAGAUGGAAUGGCUCAUGCAGCAGCAGCAGCAGCAGCAGCAACACCCACAGUGCAUUUCACAGCCAUUCGCGUCGCGUGCCUACCACCUAGAGCCCAUGAACGCCCUGCAGCAGAGACAGCAGUGCGGUGGCGCGCAGGGAAUGAUGAUGGGACAGCAGGCUGGUGGCAGCGUGGCGGGCGGAGGCCUGCCAGCGUACGGCCCGGGGCCUAUGGUAAGGGAUAUGCAAAACGGAUACAUGAACCCGCUGCCAGCGGGUGCCGCUAGAAGCGGUGCCUACGGAACGCAUGGUGUGCCUGGUAAUAAUCCAAUGGGGCAUGGCGUGGCGGGCUACGCGGCGGGGAUGGGGGGAACGGGCACUUCGCAAAAUGGCAAUCCCCAUAAUUUCACUGCCGGCUUUGCUGGUGACACUUCUGGGUGGAACACCAUCAACUUCAACAGCAUCUUCAACAACGUAGUCGAUCCACAGGUGCAGCGAGCUGUUGCGGCGCAGGACGAUGGUAAACCGCUGCUGUUCCCUCCUGGGCACCUUCUUGCGCAGUAUCCACCCGAGUACCAGCAGCAGCUCGUCUUCUACUACCGCCUGCUUCGCUUGCAGUAUCCAGAGCUGUAUCAGCAGUAUGUGGACUACUACCAGAUGUACUAUGAGCCACUCUACUACCCCGCCCCAGUGCCGCCCCCAAAGGACGAUCUCCGCGUCAAAGAACCUCAGAAGCAGCAGCUACCGCCGCCACAGAUCAGUAUGCCACCACAGCAGCCAGUCAGUCCUCAGCCGGUGUAUUAUCCGCCGCCCGUAGAGCAACCCAAGCCCCAGAGUAACUUGCCUCGCACUGCAUCGAACCUCAGCGGAGGGCAGACACUGCAGAGCUCGCUGCGGCGGCAGAACUCAAUGCGCCGAAAUGAGGUCAACCAGCUUAAAAACGAGGGCGGUCUCAAGCGGCUGCCGAGUAUGCGGCAACGCUAG